UCGUAGACGACAAAUUAAACUUUCAUUCAAAAAAUUUAUCUGAUAAUAAUACAACUAACUUAUGAUGCUGUUGUCACGAAGAUUGUCAUAGAAAGAGAAAAGAAGAAUUGCUUCAGAAAAGCAAUGCAUGUGAAAAAAUAAAGAGCGUUGUACGUACUUCAAUAUUGGAACGAGAUAUCAACGUAUUCAUUUACCAAGAUUGGUAAGUUUCACGAUGGCGAUGGCGCGAAACGGUAACGGAGAUCUUCAGGAUAAAACGAAAAGGGAACUCGAUUCGCCUCUUCCUCAGAGCGUAGAGCAAUUGACUGCGGAAGAAUUGGCACCGGAUGGAGGCUGGGGUUGGGUGGUUGCCGGAGGGACUGUCAUAUCAUACAUAGUUUGUCUCUGUCCGAUUACAUCGAUUGGAUUAGUAUACCAGGACUUUUUAGAAACGACCGGAAAUGAUGGAUCAGCCCUGACUUUGAUGAACGCCAUGUUUAUGCUUAGUUUUUCAUUUGCUGGUCUCUUCUGCAACGAGCUUCUCAAGAGGUACAACGUUAAGCACGUGGCUGUGUUCGGUUCCAUGAUUUUUUCAAUUGCAAAUUUCUUCACAAUUUUUACCCCGAACGUACCAUACCUGGCAGCUUGCUAUUUUAUGCAAGGGAUAGGAGUUGGCGUGGUUCUCACCAUCGUUAACACCAGCAUGAACGCAUACUUUGUUAAGCGUAGGGCAUUGGUGAUGAUUGUGCAGCAAGUGGCUGUCGGUUUUGGCGCAAUCUUUUAUCCAUUCUUAAUCGAGUACUUUUCAAGAAGUUAUGGUUUUCGGGGAUGCUUGGCUUUACUCGCUGGACUGAGCUUCCACUCAAAUAUUGGAAUGGUCACGAUAAGUCCAGUGGAAAACCACUUCAAGAAGCCAAAAGUAAUUAGGCAUAAGCCCGGCGAAAAUAUUGGCUAUGUAAUGAACUUUGAAUCCAGUGGUAACAAUGGCAUUUUAAUUGAGGGGGAAAAAGUAAUUCCAAUCGAAAGGAAAUAUCUGAACGAUGAACAAGGCUGGAAGAAAAAUAAAAGCGUUCCGAGCCUCAACGUCGAACUGGAGAACGAGAAGCCGCUAUUGAUCGAUCGCUUGAAGGAAUCUCGUCGAUCUCAGGAUCACGUCGGUUUCAUUUAUGACAUCGAGAAUGGAUGUCACUCGAGGAAGAGCAAGGGGUCAGUUCUGGACAUGGUGUCGAAUCAAAUACCCAUGAUGACGGCCACAAGUGUGUCCAGCAUGCCGGGUGUCGGGGCGUUUGGUGAUGUGGGUCAUCCGGUCGCCGAUGUGGAAAAGAAGGAUGAAUCUAUGGAGAAAAAGACGAUACUGUCGAUUUUGGGAGACUUCUUCGAGGUGUCGUUACUGCGCGACUAUUCCUUCGUUAAUAUAUGUCUUGGGAUCAGCUUGGUUUUCGUCAGUGAUAUGACGUUCACUGGAUUUGUUCCAAUGAUAAUGGCCAACGGUGGAUACAACCAGCAAAACACUGCUCUAGCCCUUACUACAAUCGCGAUAGCUGAGGUGGUCUCCAGAAUUGUACUCGUCGUCUUCGCUAUGUUCUUCAAGGUCAAAGCCAGGAAUCUAGUCCUUGGAGCGGUCUAUGCUCUGUUCUGUAGUCGAAUAGCGUUUUUAUACUGCACCUCCCUGACUGGCAUCAUCGUCGUGAUGUCAUUCACUGGACUCGCACGAUCCUGGUUUUUAGUACCUCAGGCACUAGUUCUCGCCGAGCAUUUCUGCAUCGAGAAAUUCCCCGCAGCCUAUGGACUCUUCACAGUCAUCAAUGGAUGCAUUGGGGUUGUCGUUUCUCCAGCGACAGGGCUCGUGAAGGAUUGGACGGGCAGCUAUGUUAUUGCACAAUACAUGCUUAUGGGGGUAAUGGCACUCUGCAUCGUAGCUUGGACGAUCGCUUUGGUUCACAAAUAUGUUCUCAAACAGAAAAAAGCUGGAACAGCGACCGAGCGUUGACCCUCGUUAAUUUUAGCUUAACCACCAUG
Diprion similis is the source of this 1998-nucleotide messenger RNA. RefSeq lists its product as uncharacterized. Gene Ontology annotation, molecular function: monocarboxylic acid transmembrane transporter activity. The record is from RefSeq and is a predicted model, not a curated record. Gene Ontology annotation, biological process: transmembrane transport; monocarboxylic acid transport. NCBI's taxonomy places the organism in Eukaryota, Metazoa, Arthropoda, Insecta, Hymenoptera, Diprionidae.